UUUGAACUUCUGUGCAGGCCCGAUAUCGGGUAUAUUCGACUGCUCCAGCAAGUGGCGGCCUCUGGUGGAGCCUUUGGAAACCACUGUCUUUGUUGACAACAUCGCUGCUACCUUAACCUCACUUAACGACGGCCGUGGAAAACUGCCGCGGACCGGAAAGGGUUAAAGCGAUUCGUCUUUUGAUAACCGUUUACCAUGUGCAGCCGAGGAAUUUCUCCCAGAAGUAGACACUUGCUCGGGUCAUGGAAACCCUUCAUCCUUUGAUUACCUUUCAGCGCCUUCAUGUGUACCGGAGGAAUUUCUUAUAGAAGUAGACACAUCUGUUCCAAGGAGACAUUGCAGAGGGAGAAGGAGAUGACUCUGAUUUUCAAUUACAUUUAUCUGGAGAGAGUGCUGAAGAAAACCAGCAUCAGUGUUUGCCCAAGGAAGGACCGCUUCAACAAGGCCAUCCGCAUAUUUUAAGGCCAUCUAACAGUGUAUGUACUAGUCUCGUCAACUACUCUCUCUCUUCCACCCUAUCCGAUAACUCAGAAAGCAAUAAAGAAAACUUGGAGCAUGAUUUCUUCAACCUAAGGGAAACGAAAACCCGAAGCAAAAAACCACGCCCUGAAAUCUGGCAAAAGAAUAUACAGAAGUCCAAAAGAAUGCUAGGUGACGGUUAUGUUAGCAGGCAAAGGAAAAAAGGUUGCCCAGCUCGAUUAAUCAAACGACCUUAGAAAAAAUUAGGGCCUAGGUGCAUAUCCAAGAUGUGCAAGACGAGUCAAAAAAGGCACUGUGACCUAUUUACAGAGACCACAAGGCCUGUCAUAUUUGAAGACUUCUGGGCCCUUCCUUGGGAGGCAAAACAAAUUUUUGGGUCAAUGUGAACAAACUCAAAGAGAAGCAACCCGGAGUUUCCAAAAGGAAAAACUCGUUAUCAUUAUUUUUUAGAUCUCAAUGGUAGAAGUUUGCAAAUCAUUUUUUUGCUCCACUCUUUCUUUAAAAGAAUGGCAAGUCCAUGCAUGGGCAAAAAAGAAAUUCUUGCUCCUUAAUGAUAACAUGGAUGAAAACUUAGAGAAUCUAAAUGGUGACGAGGAAGUAGUAGAUGACAUGAGUGAGGACGAAAUCACAGAGCAUAUCAGUGAAAGAAGACAGUUUCUUUUAAAUUGGUUCGAACUCCUACCAAAAUUACCAUCUCAUUAUUGCCAACGAGAAAGUAACAAACUUUAUUUAGAGGGAAAUUGGCAAAGCAAGGUGCAGUUGUAUGAGGUAUACAAAAGUUAUGCUACAGAAAAAAAUAAGCCUUUUGUUAGUAGAACAUUUUUUUGCAACUUAUUUGAGGAACUGGAUUUAUCUUUAUACCUUCCGAAAAAAGACCAAUGUGACACCUGUGUCGGCCAUAAAGUAGGUAAUGUAGAACAGGAAGCGUAUGAACGACACAUCCUAGAGAAAGACAGAGCGAGGAUGGAGAAGGAAGUUGACAAAAAUCUAGCGUUACAGAACAAAAUUAUAUGUUUAGCAGUAGAUAUGGAGGCGGUAAAAGCCUCACCAUUAACAAAGUCUAGUGCUAUGUACUACUGUACUAAAUUGCUUACUCACAACUACACAGUGUUUAAUUUAAGUAACCGUAACUGCAUGUGCCUUUGGUUUAACGAGACGGAGGCAGACUUGAGUGCAAAUACGUACGCCUCCUGCCUUAGCGAUUUUUUAACAACUAAUUGUAUUUCUGAAGACAAAAAGCCGGUUACAAUUCACAGUGACAAUUGUUGCAAUCAAAAUAAAAAUCAAGUAGUUGCAAACCCCUUAUUGCAUAAUUCAAUCAAACUGGGGAUAGAAAUUACCCAAAAGUAUCGGGAAAAAGGACACAAGCAGAUGGAGUGUGACAGUGUCCAUUCUGCCAUUGAGAGGCGUUUGAAAAUUAAAGAUAUAUUUGUCCCCCACGAUUACGUCAAAUGUACCAUAGAAGCUAGAAGCAAACCAUUUCCUUAUGAGGCUAAAUAUCUAGAGCACUCAUUUAUUUUAGAUGAUUUGCAGUUGCAUUAUUUUGAUUCCAUUUGCCCUGGUCAAAAAAAAAGGUAACCCUAUAGUCAAUGACCUUAAAUGUCUUAAAUACUGCCCCAAUGGCAAAAUUAUGUAAAAACUGAACUUUGAUGAUCCUUAUCUUGAA
Molecule: messenger RNA, 2146 nt
Organism: Bemisia tabaci
Lineage: Eukaryota; Metazoa; Arthropoda; Insecta; Hemiptera; Aleyrodidae
Source: RefSeq, a predicted model, not a curated record